Messenger RNA from Acipenser ruthenus (sterlet), 5236 nucleotides. Its product is annotated as kelch-like protein 24. The record is from RefSeq and is a predicted model, not a curated record. The transcript has 7 exons. NCBI's taxonomy places the organism in Eukaryota, Metazoa, Chordata, Actinopteri, Acipenseriformes, Acipenseridae. The coding region runs from base 348 to 2150 and encodes 600 amino acids. Gene Ontology annotation, molecular function: protein binding.
CAGCUGAUUGAGUGGCUCCUGUUUCUCUGAUGACAUAUAUUUCGGUGCUGUACAAACCGAUUUUUAUAAAGUUCUUUGUUUGCUCAGAUAGACUGUGCGGUCCAAGAAAGUAUACAUUGAUGUUACAUAGAUUUUGAAAUACAAUCCACUUUCAUCUGCUGGGUGAAAACAGAUACAGAUUUUAAUUUUCUGCAGAAAAACUUAACAAAAAAAAACUUAAUAACCAUAUAUUGAUUUUGCUGUAUUUUUUUUAUUCUUCUCAAGAAACGUCACCAAAACUAUUGAAAGGAAGAACAGCCCUUCUGUUGCUUGUUUGUGGAAGAGUGAGCAGGUAGGUGAAUGCAGCCAUGGUGUUAAUCCUAGGCAGGAGAUUGAACAGGGACGACCAUGGGGUGCACGAUUCCCCAGCCACCAAGCGAAAGGUCUUCGAGGGGGACUCCAAGACUCUAGGAAGCCAUGACAUCUUCGAUUUCUGCUCGGGGUCGACUCACGCUGAGAGCAUCCUGCAGGUGCUCAAUGAGUUCAGGGAUAGCCGUCUCUUCACUGAUGUGAUCAUUUGCGUGGAGGGCCGCGAGUUCCCCUGCCACCGCGCCAUCCUUUCCGCCUGUAGCAGUUACUUCAGGGCCAUGUUCUGCAACGACCACCGCGAGAGCCGCGAGAUGCUGGUGGAGAUCAACGGCAUCCUGGCUGAAGCCAUGGACAGCUUCCUGCAGUAUGUCUACACGGGCAAGGCCAAGAUCACCACAGAGAAUGUCCAGUUCCUGUUUGAGACCUCCAGCCUCUUCCAGAUCGGGGCCCUGCGCGACGCCUGCGCCAAGUUCCUGGAGGACCAGCUGGAUCCCUGCAACUGCCUGGGCAUCCAGCGCUUUGCAGACACCCACUCGCUCAAGCACCUGGCCAGCCACUGCAGGACCUAUGCUCAGCAGAACUUCACAGACGUGGCCCAGCAUGAGGAGUUCCUGGACCUGCCCCGGGACGAGCUGGUGCAGAUCAUCUCCAGUGACGAGCUGGUCGUCGGCAAGGAGGAGGCGGUCUUUGAGGCCGUCAUGCGCUGGGUCUAUCACGACGUGGACUACAGGAGGCCCAUGCUAAAGGAGCUGCUCCAUCACGUUAGAAUGCCCCUGCUGCACCCCAACUACUUUGUCCAGACUGUGGAGGGAGACCAGAUCAUCCAGAACUCACCCGAGUGCUACCAGCUGCUGCACGAAGCCCGGAGGUACCAUGUGCUGGGCAACGAGAUGAUGUCCCCCAGGACCAGACCUCGCAGAUCGACAGGCUUUUCAGAGGUGAUCGUGGUGGUUGGGGGCUGCGAGCGAGUAGGGGGGUUUAACCUUCCCUACACCGAAUGCUAUGACCCAGUGACGGGAGAGUGGAAGUCUCUGGCUAAACUUCCGGAGUUCACCAAAUCUGAAUAUGCAGUCUGCGCUUUGAGGAAUGACAUCCUCGUCUCAGGUGGACGGAUUAACGGCCGGGAUGUUUGGAUGUAUAACUCGCAGCUUAACAUGUGGAUCAGGGUGGCCUCCUUAAACAAAGGCAGAUGGCGUCAUAAGAUGGCUGUCCUCCUGGGAAAGGUGUAUGCGGUCGGGGGCUACGACGGGCAGAAUCGUCUGAGCAGCGUGGAGUGCUACGAUUCCUUCUCGAACCGCUGGACCGAAGUUGCACCCAUGAAAGAGGCAGUCAGCUCCCCUGCUGUGGCCAGCUGUGCCAACAAGCUCUUUGUGAUUGGAGGAGGGCCAGAUGACAACACCUGCUCCGACAAGGUCCAGUGUUACGAUCCUGAGUCGAACACGUGGCUGCUGCGUGCAAACAUCCCCAUCGCAAAGAGAUGCAUCACCGCCGUGUCUCUGAACAACCUGAUCUACGUGUCCGGAGGCCUCACCAAGUCCAUCUACUGUUACGAUCCCGUUGAGGACUACUGGAUGCACGUCAUGCACACAUUCAACAAACAGGAGAGCUGUGGAAUGUCAAUAUGUAAUGGCAAAAUCUUCAUCCUGGGAGGAAGGGGGGAGAAUGGAGAAGCCACAGACACUAUUUUGUGUUACGACCCGGCUACAGGAAUCAUCACAGGGGUGGCAGCCAUGCCCCGGCCCAUCUCCUACCACGGCUGUGUGACCAUCCACAGAUACAAUGAGAAGUACUACAGGCCCUGAGACACUCAAAACCGGGACGGACACUUCAAAUCCACAAUUUGAGGAGACUAUCGGCAGUCCCGCAGAAAUAUCUUAGAAUAGAGAUAAGAGCCUUUCGUAGCUUUGUUUCGUUGGAGUGGUGUAUUUUUAUUUUUGGAUUUCAUUUUGGUAGGAGUGAGUGCAAGUUAGUAACUUUCUGUAUAACAUUGCCUUACUCGGUUUUUGUUUUUAAUUAUAUAAGAUUGUGAUAAUAAUUUAAAAUUGAGAUUAUUGGCCAAACAGCUGUUCUUGAUAACUCAUGUAAUAAACAGCUGUGACCCAACCCCCCCUUGGAAACUGUAUCAAGGAACUGAAACUUUUGGUAAACACAGCAGUUACGAAACAGCCUUUAGACUGGAUGCAAGAAACUGCGAUUCAUUCAUUUGUAGCUUUGACAAAGCUGUACAUACCGCUGACAACUUAAAAAUGUACAUCAAUAAGGGGAAUAGGCUAAUAUAUAUAUGAAGGCAAUAAUGUUGUAGUAAUUUAAGGUGGACUUGUUUUAUUUUUAGUUUUUUAGUUUUUCUUCCUAAUGCCAAGUACCUACAGAAUACCACUAAUACGCCCUGCAACAUGCACAACAUGCUGGUCAAGGCAGUGCCUUCAUUCAUCAGAUCGGUUUUGUUAAUCAAGUGUAAAAGGCCAUUGAAAACCAGAUCAGGUUCACUGAUUUUCAUUUCUACUGUUCUAGAGUAUGGCUGCAAAUCAGCAUGUCAGAUACUUUGUAUUGCAAGCUCUGUACCCUGGCUAUGCCUGCUGCUUCACACUUGGAAAAGUGCCUUAGUCCUGGGCUGAAACGCCCCAGCUGUGAUGUCAACUGGGCUCAGAUUCAUAGUUCAGUGUAUUGGUGAAACAAGCCAGUCAGUGGCUAAGAGAUCUGCUCCAGACCAACACACUAAGCAGCAUAACAAUUUCCAACGACAGUUUCACAUCAGCGAUCUCUGAUCUCUGAGUGUAACGCCUGGAAUUAACACCACCAUCCUAAAAAUAUCAGAAAUCAUCACAAAACAGAUUAUUAAGAGCGAUCAUCUUAUUUAAAGGCUGCAUGUCAAAGCCAGUAAUGUACCUGCUCAUCCAUUGGGUAUGACGUGCUUGCGCUAGUGUUACUCACAUGAAAUGUCACUGUAUUGCAUACACAAACCACGCUAUACCAAUUUUAGUUACUUUAGUAUUUCUAUUCAGUGUUAUAAUUGUGGCUCUUUGUUAAUAAGCUGAUAUUUUCUUGUAAUGCAUCGACUGUUUUUUGUACAUGGUGCUCUAUCGUAGGCUUGCACAUCUUUUUUGUUUCAUUGUUUUCUUUUUCUUUUUCUUUUUAUAGCCGUCAAGAAAGAGAGCCCCAACAGUGCGCUUUGUUCUGUAGAAAAAGCCUUCUUGAUAGUUGAAUAAUUUAAAUAUUGUAAUGUAAAUAGGUGUUUAUUUUACUGUAUCAGUAAACGUCUUUAGCUUGAGUUCAUGUAAAGAGAAGUGUGUGGCGCCUGCAAGCUCUUUGAGUUCUCAAUGACGGAGAUGGGCAGAUUAGUAGCGUGAGCGAACCCAAGAUUACAAACAGGCACAAAGAAGCACCAGGAACAAGAAACAAAACAGAAUGGAUUUUCUGUCUUUUAAUAUGAUAUAAUAACUGGCAGGAUUUCCAAUGUAAUUCCUUAAAAAAAUUUAAACAAAGAGCCUAGUUCUUAUUAAGCAAAGUGCUGUUAUUGAGUGCAAGUGCAUAUUUAUACAGCAGUGCCUUCCACAAGCACUCGCAUGUUGCUUUUAAAAAACCCUGUUUUCACUGGAAGAUUGGGCUUAGAAAUACAGCUGUUGUAUUGCUUGGCUUGAGCGUUUUGUUAUUAUUUAUCAAUGUAAUAAAAAUGAAUGCAAUUUAGCAAGGGAUUUGAGUGCAGCUGUCACAUGUGAUGUAAAGUGAUUCUCUGUUCCGGUCCGUAAGUCGUUCCAGGUUUUUAUUCCCCCCCAGGACCUGAAUUCUCAUUUUAAAAUCGCUUUACAGUGCCUAUCAAUGCCUGUACUACCAGUCCUUGUAAAUUAAAGGCACUGUAUGACAAUUGUUUGGUAUACAUUCAGUUUCAAUACAGGCAUAUACAUCCUAACACAGGGUGUAUUUAACCACCUAGUUGAAAAAAGAAAACCUGACUAGUGAACCUCAGAAGAGGAGUGGGGCUAAAUUGGGAAGUAUUUGGAAAUGAUAAUGUGCUUCGUAGAAGUAGCAAGGCCCUGCCGGACCAAUCCUUGUCAUAUUGAAACCCAAUAAUAAUGGAUAUUGCCCAUUUAAGAAACAUUAUUCCUUGUACGUAGCGGAACGAUCUUCCAAGGUGCAAGGCAUGUGCCUUCAGAGCCCCAGGUACGAGUUCUAGGACAUCCUUUGAGAGAGUUUCCUUCUUUAUCCUAAUUAAAAAUGAUAGUGCCUAAAAGUGUGCUGCUAAGAGGAUGAGAACAGAGACACGAUAGGACAAUCAAGGAGGUUGUGUUUUAAAAAACACACACACACACACACACACACACACAUACGAUUUCUAGGAUGUAAUCCCAUCUCAGGAUUUAAUUCAGUAGGAGGGUGAUGUGAGUGAGCAGGCUUGCGAGUUUGUGACUGCAGCGAGAGUUUAGUGAAUAUUUACGCGAAUAGCUAAAAGGUUUACUUUUUUCUUAUGUUUUAAAAAAAAUCAUAUUUUGGUAACCUUUUGUGGACUGAGUUUGUAUGAUAGAUACCGCAUGAUGUGUUUGUCCUGGGUGAUUGUAUGAAAAGGAGCAGUUGGCAGGAUGAGGACCGUACGCAGACCAUGAUACCACUGUGCUUGAGUGUGCGUUUGCAGGCUGCUUGAACGUUGAGCGAUGGCGAACUUCGGCAGUCUUUUGUGAUGAAGAUCCACCGAAGCAAAGCAUUUAUUUUAUUUAAAGGCGGCGUGAUAAGCCAAUUUAGCUUUCUAUUCAUAAGCCAGUAAUGUACCUGUCAUGGUUAUAUUAUUGUAUGAUGUGAUAACUGUUCUUUUUAUUUUACUUGUUCUAUUUAAAUGUAUUUGUAUGAGAGUUACACUGAUGCCUUCAUAUAUUAAAAGAAUUUUGUUUGUUACGUU